AAAUACUUCUGGAUACAACUGGAGAGACCUCAGAGAUUGGCUGGACUACCCACCCUUCUGAUGGGUGGGAUGAGGUAAGUGUCCUGGAUGACAAGAAGCGCCUGAUCCGAACCUUUCAAGUCUGUAAUGUGGCUGAACCAGGUCAGAAUAACUGGUUGCGUACCCACUUCAUAGAGCGACGCGGAGCGCAUCGAGUCCAUGUCCGCCUCCGUUUCUCAGUGAGAGACUGUGCCAGCAUGCGUACUGUGGCCUCUUCUUGCAAGGAGACUUUCACACUCUACUACCACCAGUCAGAGGCAGACACAGCCUCUCAGGAACUGCCAGAGUGGCGCGAGGGGCCCUGGACUAAAGUGGAUACUAUUGCAGCUGAUGAAAGCUUUUCCCAGGUGGACAGCACUGGUAAAGUGGUAAAGAUGAAUGUUAAAGUACGGAGCUUUGGGCCACUCACCAAGCAUGGCUUCUACUUGGCCUUUCAGGACUCAGGAGCCUGCAUGUCCCUGGUGGCAGUCCAGGUUUUUUUCUACAAGUGCCCGGCUGUGGUGAAAGGAUUUGCGUCCUUCCCUGAAACUUUUGCUGGAGGGGAGAGGACCUCACUCGUGGAGUCACCAGGGAUGUGUGUACCAAAUGCUGAAGAGACAAGCAUGACUGGGUUUUCAGGUGUUCGGUUGCAUUGCAAUGGAGAAGGGGAGUGGAUGGUGGCCAUUGGACGAUGUGCCUGCAAGGCUGGCUACCAGCCUGGUGAUGAUGAACGAAUCUGCCAAG
Messenger RNA from Apaloderma vittatum (bar-tailed trogon), 762 nucleotides. RefSeq names its product ephrin type-B receptor 5-like. The record is from RefSeq and is a predicted model, not a curated record. Gene Ontology annotation, cellular component: neuron projection; membrane. The transcript is spliced from 2 exons. Gene Ontology annotation, biological process: cell surface receptor protein tyrosine kinase signaling pathway; protein phosphorylation; central nervous system projection neuron axonogenesis. The annotation marks the transcript as partial. NCBI's taxonomy places the organism in Eukaryota, Metazoa, Chordata, Aves, Trogoniformes, Trogonidae. Gene Ontology annotation, molecular function: ATP binding; protein binding; transmembrane-ephrin receptor activity.